GGUGGAUGAACAUGUAAUGGAGUUGCAGCAUCAGUCGCUGACCAAGGAAUUACUGGGGAAGUUGGUGGUAGAGGGAGGCUAUUGACAUGUCACAGCAAGAUGCUCAAAAAUGUAGAGCACAUGGAGAAGAUCGCCAUGCUGGCUUUCCAUCCAGUUAAGAUGCACAGCUGCUAUGAGAAGGAGGUGAACCUGAGCCUUGAGGGUCUGCAGCAACAGUUUGACAUGUUUGAGCAGAUCCUUCAUCAGAGUCUCGAGUCUCAGGGUACAGAGGAGCUGUGUAAGAUCAUCCAGCACUGCCAGGACAGAGUCAUUAAGGUAAUACACAAAGAAAACAGGCUUGUGCAUCAAAUUCUUGCAUAACAUCUACAUUAAUAUCUAAUAAUAUUACAUCUGGCAUACUCCAGCCCUGGGAGUGAAACUUUUGGUCUGGCCUUGUUUUAGUGUUAAUGAAAAUUCAGGUUCACCUUUAUCAAUUUAUUAAUUUUUUAACAAAGAGUCCAGGAUACCGGGCAAUAUCCCAGCUUAAUCCCUU
This is a messenger RNA of Solea solea (common sole), 532 nucleotides long. Its product is annotated as protein Niban 2-like. The transcript is spliced from 3 exons. Bases 100 to 360 code for a protein of 86 amino acids. Lineage: Eukaryota; Metazoa; Chordata; Actinopteri; Pleuronectiformes; Soleidae. The record is from RefSeq and is a predicted model, not a curated record.